This is a messenger RNA of Musca vetustissima, 705 nucleotides long. RefSeq lists its product as uncharacterized. Lineage: Eukaryota; Metazoa; Arthropoda; Insecta; Diptera; Muscidae. Bases 1 to 705 code for a protein of 234 amino acids. The record is from RefSeq and is a predicted model, not a curated record. The transcript has 4 exons.
AUGCCGGGCCACUCAUUUUUAUUUAUAUUAAUAUUUCUUUGUACUCUGGCCAAAGCGAAAUUACCAAUAUUGUUCCCACCGACGGCACCCACAAGAAUACAGUGGAUUGUUGGUAUUGGUAUACCAUUGGAUAAUUUACGUUUCGAGGCCAUGACCUCGGGAUAUGUACUCAAGGCUGAAUAUUUCCUACCCGAAACCGUUGAUCAAUUGCGAACUAAAAGCCGUUUGCCCAUCACCGCUAGAAAUCUGAAUGGUCCGACGAAAUUUGAAAAAUUCAUUGUCGACGAGAAGGCAUUGUCCACAACGAACAACAGCAGCAACACAAAUCAGCCAGAUUUUGUAAAGCAACGCAAACACAUACGCGCCAGCUAUCGAUGGACGGUGUACAAAGGACUGGAGGGUUUAGCUACGAGGAUGGGUUUGUCUGGCCGUGAAUGCAUGCUGAAGAGUAUUUGUGAGGCUGCGGAGAAACCUUUUCAUGUUUAUAAUGGACUAUUUGGUGAAUUGUUACAUAUUCUAUUGACGCCCACCUCUUCAAAGGAUGAUUUGUCCACACAUGCCGACAAUGCAUAUUUCUAUGCCGAACAUAUGGGACGCAGUGGAGCAAAUUGUGAUCGAGUUUUUCGGGGUUGUCCACGCUCUUUGUUGGAUCAUUUUUCAGAUUUUCCAAAAUUAUCAAAUAAUAUUAUGUCAUUAAUAGGAUAA